AUUUGAAAUGUGUAAUGCAAUCGUUCCUCGUUCCUCGUUCCACGACCAGGCAGUUCUCUUCGGGCUGAGUCUUCCAGAUUGGCGAACUCGUCUCGCUGGACUUAGUUACACAUCUGUCUCUGGCACUUCGGUUGAGUCGCUGCAUCGCUGGACUGGAACUUUGCGCUGCGAGGAAUCGGAAUCCGAAUCUGGAUCGAAAUUGGAAUUGCCGUGCUAAAAUCUCUCGAAAUCCGGAUUUGUGUCAUAGUUUCCAUCACUCGAUCGGAAUGAGUUCGGUUAAGUAUCUAAAGAAUAUGACUGAAAAGGAACGCGAUGAGUUCUUUGACUCAUUCGAUUUGGUUUUCUGCGAUUGCGAUGGUGUUGUUUGGUAUCCACUGAGGGAUUUCAUACCCGGUUCCGCCGAGGCAUUGGCCCAUUUGGCCCAUCUUGGCAAGGAUGUGACCUUCGUGACCAACAACAGCAUCAGUUCGGUGAAGGAGCACAUCGAGAAGUUUGAGAAACAGGGCCAUCUAAAGAUUGAUGAGCAUCAAAUCGUUCAUCCUGCCCAAACCAUCUGCGAUCACUUGAGGUCCAUUAAAUUCGAGGGACUCAUCUACUGCCUGGCCACGUCGCCAUUUAAGGAAAUCCUCGUAAAUGCCGGAUUUCGUUUGGCCCAAGAGAAUGGUUCGGGAAUCAUCACGAGGCUGAAGGAUCUGCACGAGGCCAUCUUCUCUGGCGAAUCGGUGGAUGCGGUCAUCAUCGACGUUGACUUCAACCUGUCGGCGGCCAAGUUGAUGCGUGCCCAUUUCCAGCUACAGAAUCCGAAGUGCCUUUUCCUCGCCGGAGCUGCCGAUGCUUUGAUUCCAUUUGGCAAGGGUGAAAUCAUAGGACCUGGAGCCUUUAUCGACGUGGUGACCCAGGCCGUUGGCCGUCAGCCCAUAACCUUGGGCAAACCGGGCGAGGAUCUGCGCAAGCUUCUACUGGAACGCCAUCGGGAAAUUCCGCCCAGCCGCGUGCUCUUCGUGGGCGAUAGCCUGGCCAGCGAUAUUGGAUUCGCUCGCGCCAGUGGCUACCAGACGCUCCUCGUCCUUACCGGCGGCACAAAGCUGGAGGAUGUCCAGCGACUGCCGAUUGACCAUUCCCAGAUGCCCGACUAUCUGGCCGAUUGCCUGGGCCAGAUAGCAAUCAAUAAUAAUCCGGCAUCGAGUAACUCUGACUCGGCGCAUUCGGUGUGAUGAUAGUGUUCAAGUAUUUGUCAAUCUUAUCUGCUGAUUUUUAACCAAGUUUGUUUGUUGGUAAUAGGCGGAAACCCAAAGUGACUCCGAUUACUCACUGCACAAUGUGUUCCUUGACUUUGGAAGUGAGGAAUACCCUAUAAUCUAGACAUUAUCUACUAUAAUUAGUGCAAAAGUUUCAAUUAACUUGCAUCUCUUUUUUGUUUUUUAAAAGGCAUUAAAUCUAUAUUUUUUUUGGCGAAAUUUAUAAAUAAAACUAAACUUUUUAUUUGUUCAC
Messenger RNA from Drosophila melanogaster (fruit fly), 1491 nucleotides. RefSeq lists its product as uncharacterized. The transcript is spliced from 6 exons. Bases 267 to 1214 code for a protein of 315 amino acids. Lineage: Eukaryota; Metazoa; Arthropoda; Insecta; Diptera; Drosophilidae. The record is from RefSeq and is marked reviewed.